UCACCUCAUUACGUUGGCGGAAGAGGUCACGUAUAUAUGGGCACGUCCGAAGCGUGCAUCCGCGAUUUUAUUCCUCGUCAACCGGUAUCUAGGGUGUCUCUCGACAGUGGCUCAAGCAGCGGUGUUAUUCGUCGUUAUGUCACCAGAGAGGUGCAUCCAGUACAUCUACUACCGUGAAGUAUUGCUCUUCGUGAACCAAUCCAUCGUGUGUACGCUUUUCAUGAUCCGUACUUACGCGCUCUACGGCGGAAAUAAACGCCUCCUUGUGUUUUUUCUCUUCGCCUUUCCCGCCUUGGUAUCCUCAGCAUCCUGGUCACUCGUAGGUCAGCAGGCGACGUCGGCAAUCAACUUACCUGGCUGCCAGAUGAUCUUCAACACCAACACUGCCAUCCAUCUCGCUGUGCCUUACGAAGCGCUAUGCGUAUUUGACACAUUGAUAUUUGGGUUGACAGCGUAUAAGACGUUCAAGGUUGGUAUACGGUCCAAUGCACACUCGAAACCCAAUUUGGUUGUGCUCCUCUUUCGCGAUGGUGCAAUUUAUUUCGCGAUUGUUGCAAUCGCGAAUCUUGCCAAUAUCCUCUCGUUUUAUGUUGCACCUACACUAAUGAAGGGCGGGCUAUCUACAAUUUCGAUAUGCAUUACCGUUACGAUGGUGUCGAGACUCAUGCUUAACCUCCACAAAACUGCUGAUGCUGGGAUCUUUUCCACGCAUAGACAACACCUCACCGAUAGCCGUGGUGGCGCCAUCUUCACGUCCCAGUUCUCAGAGCCCGAUCAAGGAUGGGAUCUACCGACAGUGACGGAUUAAACGUGUAUUUGGACUCUUGACAUAAUUCUCGCACUUGC
Molecule: messenger RNA, 846 nt
Organism: Pisolithus orientalis
Lineage: Eukaryota; Fungi; Basidiomycota; Agaricomycetes; Boletales; Pisolithaceae
Exons: 11
Coding region: 137-808 (223 amino acids)
Source: RefSeq, a predicted model, not a curated record